AUGCCACAAUUGUCUGAGGCAUUGGAGGGCCGCGACGAUUGGACCGGUUUGAGUGAUGCGAUUGAGCGAAGAAAGGUACAAAAUCGCUUAAAUCAGCGUGCUCGUCCUGUGUUCACACCUUACGAGGCGUAUUUCGUUGCCCGACCUUACUGUCGGUCGCAACCUGUUUUCGCUCUGGAACUGAUUAUUACAGGUCGAAGAAACAAUGGACACAAAUGGACACCUCUCAAGUCUAAAAUCGAUGAUGUCCACCAAGGACAUCAGAAGGUGUCGAACCAGGGAAAUUGCCAUGCACUGGGCUUGCUGAAAUACAAGGCGGACACUCAGGAGCGACAACACAAGGCCUGGCACUUUAAUAUCUCCGGUCUGGUCCAAACCACAGUCGGAGGCUCGAAUCAAACAGGACUGCCCAGUUUCUCUAUGUUCCCAUUGUCAAAAGACCACUUGAUCCCCCUAGUACAUUACAAUGUCUGGCGCGCCAUCGUCACCAACAUGAUCCUUCUCGGCUCUACCCAAAUGUUUGAAUGUCAAGGCCAAAUGGACCAUAGCUUGGACGUGGUUCCUUUGCCGAUGUCAUCGAAUAUCCCUCCCUCGCUAGAGCCAACAUAUCUGCAGCGACAUAUUGAGCACGAGCCGUGGAUUGAUCUCUUCCCGCUUGCUGCUCUUCGUGAUGCCUUGAUACUUGCUCAAGGUAUGUACGACGAUUGUGAUCUGUGCUAUGAUAUGGUCGGAGGCUUCGAUACGAAGGGUGGUCAAGACCCCCAUCCAGUCCCAAAGAUGAAUCCGCUUGCACCUUCGCCUUCGCCUUCUUCUUCGUCUUCGACAUCGUCGCUCCUCUCCAGGACUCGGUCGUCCACUACAGUUCCACGACAAACAUUCAACCCGGACGCCGAGACUGAGGAAAACAACGGCCUCAUCAUUUGGGGCAAUCCAGAAUACAUCGGUUCUUGGGAAGUGUCCGAGGGAUUUGCGAGGAAAUGGGGCUGGAUGAUAAGUCGGGGCUGUGGUGACUUACUGCGUGCCACGGACUGUCAUCGACGUGAUAGAUACGACGAUCCGAUCAAAUGGGACGAGUUUGGGAUUGCAUAUGGCUAG
Molecule: messenger RNA, 1095 nt
Organism: Exophiala bonariae
Lineage: Eukaryota; Fungi; Ascomycota; Eurotiomycetes; Chaetothyriales; Herpotrichiellaceae
Exons: 3
Coding region: 1-1095 (364 amino acids)
Source: RefSeq, a predicted model, not a curated record